UUGCGAGGUAGAAAAAAGGUUUUGUGUGCUGUUGGUCGACGAUGCAGAUGUUUUAUUAGUUUUAGAAGAUUGUGACGACAGAAUCCUCUUAAGUUCUUAAUUUAUAAUUCUCGAAUCGAACAAGUCUGAGGACAAAAGUAGAUUAGUGAUCUGCGAGACGAGUUCGCGAAACUCCAGGACAAAAUGUGUGGUGGUUUUACGUGCUCUAAAAAUGCAUUGACGGCUUUGAACGUCUUAUAUAUUGUUGUCGCCUUCAUUCUAAUCGGCGUCGCACUCUAUGGAAGGGCUUCCGCUUUGGUUACAGAUCUACCAAUUAUUGGUGGAAUUUUAGCAUGUGGAGUGAUACUGAUAUUGAUCUCAAUCCUCGGAUUAAUAGGAGCUGUCAAACAUCAUCAAGUUUUGCUUUUCUUCUACAUGCUCAUUCUCUUCCUGCUGUUCCUCGUCCAGUUUAGCAUUGCCUGCGCAUGUCUUGCAGUGAAUACGAAGCAACAAGAAGAAUUAGCGGAACAAGGAUGGAGAAGCGUUGGACCUGAUCUUAAGGAAAAAGUUCAGGAUACCUUCGGUUGUUGUGGCUUCAACAAUACACAAAGUUUUCCCUCUGAAUUAAAUAAUAUUCCUUGCCCAGCGGUGUGCGGUCAAGUUGAAAAAUGCCCUCUCUGUAUGCAAAAACUUCAAUCUACUAUCGAUUACGCAUUUAAAUUAUGCGGAAGCAUAGGACUUUUCUUCAGUUUUACGGAGGUGAUUGCGGCUUUCUUGGCCAGGCGUUACAGAAAUCAGUACGACCCAGAGUUAAAGGCUGCCAGAGCUGUUUUUCCACGAGAUGAUUAUCUAUACUGAUACAUUUAGUUUGAAAUUUCUUCGCAUUGCUGCCUGCGGUAACAGCAAUGUUAAAUCCAGCGACUUCAAAAAUACUCGUAAAAUCUGCGAACUAUGCUGUUAGAUAAUUCAUUUAAUUGACUUGAGCGUUCUAUGCUGAACUAAUUAUGGCGACACCGAACACGAAAUUAGUUAGGACGUGCAAUGCAGAAAUAUGUAGGACAUUCAGAGUCAAACAAUUCUGAAAAGCUUGAAUUGUUCUACUUUGGAUGUCAAUUUAAAGAGCAAUACUUGAAUUGGACAAUGCUUGCAAAUUCCAUCAUUACGUUUUAGAACAAUGGCUCCUGCUAAACCAAAGAUCGAUUUUUUAUUAUUUAGAAAUUGAGUAGAAUAUUGCGAAGUCGGAAACUGCCUUUGAUAUCGCUAGUUGUGUUAUAUAUUCUCAUUUACUUUAGUGAUUACAACUGCUAGAUGUGUGCUCUAGUCAGUCAUUGAAACCAGAAGAUUCCAUAGGACGUUUUGUGUUCAAUUUUUUAAUUUUAGAACUGUUUUUCAUUCUCAUCAAGUUCUUGCUCUGAAUUUUAUGGAUCUCAAACAAGUAGACGUUAGAAGAUGUCAUAAUAUCAUUCCAGAUUGCAUGUGAUACUCAGCUAUGAUCUAAAAUCUAUAAUAUCUCAAAUCUUAUCCUUAAAUUACAUAAUUUGCAUCAUGUUUUUUUUAUUGAAGUGUAAUAUCGAAAAGGAUAUGAUUUUAAAUGCAAAUGAUGCUUUUAAAAAACAAAUUAAGUUAAAAUCAGAAUCUGAUAAAAACUCAAUUCUUGACUUGACUCCUAGCGAAUCUUGUUUUAUGUUUUAGUCAGUUAGUUUAAGUUCGAAUUAGACCUUUGGGUAAAAUCUAAUUGCAAAUCAACUUACAAUGUUGUUUUUAGUAGUUAGAAACAAGCCUGUAAAGUGUAAAUUCAACAGUAGAGAAUUGUAGAUGUCUUGUUUUAUUCAAUACAUCCUAGGUAAAAGAAUCUCCUUGAAGUGUAUUUCUAAAACGUGCCUAAAUGACCACUCGCGUUGGGAUUCUACGAGAUCCGUCUCGAUACUAAGUGACACGGACCUUUGAAUUUUCAGUCAACUAGUGCACGUAGUUGUGUAAACGUCUAACCACAUACGCG
Molecule: messenger RNA, 1978 nt
Organism: Belonocnema kinseyi
Lineage: Eukaryota; Metazoa; Arthropoda; Insecta; Hymenoptera; Cynipidae
Gene: Tsp97E
Product: tetraspanin-31-B
Exons: 6
Coding region: 184-837 (217 amino acids)
Cellular component (GO): membrane
Source: RefSeq, a predicted model, not a curated record